AGCCGGAUCGGCUUUCGGCCGCGGCAGCGGGGAAGGAUGGGAGAGGCCAGAAGAAUGAGUGUGUUGACCGAGGCCUCCCAAGCGGCGCUGCCAGUGAAGAUCGGCCAGGCGUCGGAUGAGGCCGUCGCGCUGUUCUCUAGCAAGUCUUCAGAGGAGCUCUUGCCGCGCAAGACCACAGACCUCGGGGAUGAUGAACUGAGCAUCGAGACGGCCUUCGUGACCUCCUGGAUCUUCGAGAUGGGCUGCGGCGUCGUCAUCAUGAUCAGCGUCCUCACGGUGGCCUGGGAGGUGGACGGCAUGCAGGCGCCCGUGUUCCUGCAGUUCAUGGAGAGCCUCGUGACCAGCUUCUUCCUCAUGGAGUGGUUGGUUCGCCUCAAGGUGAUGGGCUGGCGCUGGCUGCUGGAUCCCACGGUGAUCUUCGACACCUUUAUCGUCUGGGUGCCCGGCGUUCUGGCCGUCUGGAUCUUGCAGCCUUUGGUCCAGGGCGACUCCACCGACUUUCUGAAAGUCGUGCGCACCGUGCGAAUGUUGCGGCUCCUGCGGAUAGUGCUGUUCUUCAAGCACUUCAAGGCCUUCCAGGACCUUUUCCAACUCGUGCGGGGCCUCCUCAGUAGUGGUGGCACGCUCUUGUCGGCGAUGGGCCUGAUUGCGGCCACGCUGUACAUGUUCGCCAUCUUCGCCAUCGACCUCAUCGGCAGCCAGGAUUUCUCAGGCGCAGACGAGGAAAUCUUGGAGACGCAAGCUCUCUUCCAGGGCCUCUUCACUACGAUGAUCACGCUGAUACGGUUCAUGCACUCCGACGAUUCUCAAGGAAUCAUGGACGUGCUGAUCAAGCAGCAGCCGUGGAUCUGGGUCUUCCUUUGGCUCUUCACUGCCUUGUGCGCAUAUGUGCUCCUGAACUUGGUCACCGCCGUGAUUGUGCAGCAGGCCUUGGAAAUGGCUGGGGCGGAUGAGGCGGAGCUGGCUCAAGAGCUCCAGGAGAAGCGGAAGAAGGAUCUGCAAGAGCUGGAAGACACCUUCAAGAAGCUGGAUGAAGACCAAAGCGGUCAGGUGAGCCUCGAGGAGUUCAUGCAGGCGUUCAAGAUCAAGGAGAUCCGGACCAAGAUGACGCUGCUAGGCCUCAAGGAGAAAGAGAUGGUCGACCUCUUCCGCUUGCUGGACACAGAUGGCGAGGGUGAGUUGUCGCUCGAGGAGUUCAUGCAGGGAAUGAGUCAGCUGCAGGGCCAGGCUCGAAACAAGGACAUGGUGCUCCUCGAGAAGAGCAUCGAGCGCCUAGGGAAGAAGCUCACGCAGUUGGCGGAAAGCGACGUGCCCGGCGAGCAGCGGCGGCAAGGCUUCGACGAGAAGACUGGCUCCAGGCUUCGCCGGCAGCUCGUUCAGAUCAAAUCCGACAUCGACGGCCGCCUCUUGCGAGCCGAGAAGGAUGUGGAGGAGGUGGCACAGCUGCUCUACCGGCUGGCGCAAGAGUGCGCGGCGCUGAUGCCCAGCGCAUCCUCCAAGGUGCCGGAGCCGCCACCCAGAAAGGAGCUGGCGCCCCAUAGUGCAGCCGCAGGCCGGCUGGCAGUGUCGAGGGGGAGCCUCUUCAGCGGGGGUCCAGAACCAACCGGUCUUCCGCCAGGUCGGGCGGUUGCAUCUAGAGGCAGCCUCCUAAGCGGCGGAGCCGUCUUGGGCCUUGCGCCAAGUCUCAGCUUCGGGCCAGCAUCGCCAGAGGGAGUGGCAGGUGCUAGCGCCAGUCAGAAGGAGGUUCCGGUGGCCAGCUUCUUCUCGGAGUCGAAGGAGAGUGAGAAUUUCGAGAUCGAAAUUCACUAAUCGCCGUGGAUUUGAGGCGGCGCGAUCAGCUCGCAGAAUGGGCUUGGGCUGCUCCUCAGCCCAAACUUGGACGCCAA
Effrenium voratum is the source of this 1886-nucleotide messenger RNA. The record is from the annotation of a GenBank genome assembly. NCBI's taxonomy places the organism in Eukaryota, Dinophyceae, Suessiales, Symbiodiniaceae.